CAGACAGAGGCGCACAGCUUUGGGUGUGUAUUGUGUUGCUUUAACAAAUCGCAGAAUAUCCUUCGCCUUUAUAGUUUUACAACCUGUGAUGCAAUUUGAGUUCAGUGUGCCAAUUUCAGGUGAUGAUUAUAAAUAAGCCCAGCGCCUCAGCGUUCGUGCUGGUUUCACUGUAGGUGCUGCAGGUGACAGAAGUAGAGUAAACCAAGCAGGGAAACAGCAGCAGCCAUAAUGGGAGCAGAGAAAAUGGAAGUGGAGGAUUCUACUCUGAUGGAAAGAGGCAAGAGGUCGCCCGCGCCCAAACCUCCCAACACGUUUGAGAGAAUCUACCAGCCGUGCUUGGCUGAAAUCGUGGGGACCAUGUUCUUCGUCUUCAUCGGAUGCGUGUCGGUCAUCGAGAACCUUCCGCAAACCGGACGCCUGCAGCCGGCUCUGGUGCACGGAUUGGCGGUGGCGGUUCUGGUGGCGGUCAUGGACAACAUCAGCGGCUCCCAUUUCAACCCUCCCUUCACCAUUGCCAUCUACCUGUGUGGAGGCAUGGAGCUGGUGAUGAUGGGGGCCUACCUGGUCAGCCAGCUGAUUGGAGGAGUGCUGGGAGCCGGAAUGGCAAAGCUGAUGACCCCUGCAGACCGUUACCUCAACGCCACGGGAGCAGCUUUUGACCUCCUCAAGUCAGAGGACCAGCUGUACAAGGCCCUCUUCGGGGAGGUGGCCAUGACCUGCCUGGUGACCAUGGUGGUGCUGCUGGUGGCGGUCAACGGCAAGACCAAGACCCCACUGGCUCCGUUCGUGGUGGGCUGCACGGUCAUCAUCAACGUCCUGGCAGGGGCUGACGUAUCCGGAACGUGUCUGAACCCUGCCAGAGCUUUCGGUCCAGCUCUGAUUGCCAACUACUGGACCUACCACUGGGUGUACUGGGUCGGACCCAUCGCAGGAGGUGUGCUGGCCGCUGGUCUGCUCAGGCUCGUCCUCGGGGAUAAUAAGUUACGAGUCGUUAUGAAAUCCUAACAGCCUCUGCUGCGUGUUUACGGCGGUGCAGGUGUCAAUAAACUUGUAAACACCAUAUCAGUCCAUAUCAGUUUGGAACCAUAUAAUGUCAUGUGGUCUGUUUGAUACCGUAGUUGUUGUUUUUUUUCUUUCUCUCUCCUGUCAGUUUGUGUAAUGGGUGGAUGUUUUUCAGUUUGAAAUAAAGACAAAAUGGAUAAAUGAUCGUUACUAUACUGUUUUUAACUGUAGAUUCAACUGUACAUUUUACUGUUAUUUACAGAUUUUACCUGUUUUGCUACAGUACAGAUGACAA
Stegastes partitus (bicolor damselfish) is the source of this 1297-nucleotide messenger RNA. RefSeq names its product aquaporin 8a, tandem duplicate 2 (gene aqp8a.2). Gene Ontology annotation, molecular function: water channel activity. Gene Ontology annotation, biological process: transmembrane transport; water transport. The record is from RefSeq and is a predicted model, not a curated record. Gene Ontology annotation, cellular component: plasma membrane; basolateral plasma membrane. The coding region runs from base 229 to 1005 and encodes 258 amino acids. NCBI's taxonomy places the organism in Eukaryota, Metazoa, Chordata, Actinopteri, Pomacentridae. The transcript is spliced from 5 exons.